Colletotrichum truncatum is the source of this 1128-nucleotide messenger RNA. RefSeq names its product metallopeptidase family M24. The record is from RefSeq and is a predicted model, not a curated record. NCBI's taxonomy places the organism in Eukaryota, Fungi, Ascomycota, Sordariomycetes, Glomerellales, Glomerellaceae.
AUGCUUAGGUAUGGCGUUGACGCUGUGAUCCUAUCGGACCCCAUCAACAUCCGCUAUGCAACGGGUACACGGAACAUGCAGGUUUUCAGUAUGCGCAACACUCCAUCCCGCUACCUACUUAUGACUGCAAAUCGGUCCAUCUUAUUCGAAUUCACGGGCUGUCUACAUCUCGCAGAAGGAUACGAGACUGUCGAUGAGGUACGCCAUGCGAGGACGGCGAGCUUUGUGGCCGCUGGGCCUGGGAUUGAGACGAGAGAAAAGAGCUGGGCGGCGGACAUGACCCAAUUAAUUACCGAGCUCGUCGGCAAAACUGGCGCGACAGUGGGUUUAGAGCGUCUCAACGCUGGCGCUGCCAUCGCCUUGAAGGAGACCGGCCUCCAUGUUGUGGAUGCUCAGAGACCGGUGGAGAUGGCGCGAGCCAUUAAAUCACCUGAGGAGGUCAAAUGCGUGGUUGCUUCGCUGAGAGCGACUGAGAUUGCUGUCGGCAAACUACGAGAUGCGAUACGCCCUGGCCUGACUGAAAAUGAGCUUUGGUCGGUCCUUCACAAGUCAGUUAUCGGUCAGAACGGUGACUAUUGCGAGACGCGUCUCCUUAGUGCUGGUCAACGCACAAAUCCAUGGUUCCAGGAAACAGCAAGCUACAUUAUCCAGAAAAAUGAUCUAAUCGCCCUGGAUACCGAUGUUGUGGGCUGCCACGGAUAUUAUUCCGACUUUUCGCGUACUUUUCACGCCGGGCCCGACCCUCCGACAGAAGACCAAAAAGAGCUCUACAGGGUCGCAUAUGAUCAGGUAACGCACAACAUGAGUAUUUUGAAGCCCGGAAUGACCUUCCGCGAAUAUGCCGACCAAGCAUGGGAAAUUCCGAAAAAGUAUUACGCCAACCGCUAUUAUCUCUCUGCACAUGGGUGUGGAAUGACAGGAGAAUACCCCUAUCUCUAUCACCGUGGUGACUUCCCCGAUGCUGGAUACGACGGAGUCAUUGAACCAGGCAUGGUCAUUUGUGUUGAAAGUUAUAUCGGUGAAGAGGGAGGUUCGCAAGGUGUCAAGCUAGAAGAGCAGGUUCUCGUCACUGACACGGGCAUUGAGUUGCUGUCUCGGUUUCCGUUUGAAGAGGCUUUACUGAAAUAG